This is a messenger RNA of Leptidea sinapis, 7549 nucleotides long. Its product is annotated as sialin. The coding region runs from base 189 to 1661 and encodes 490 amino acids. The record is from RefSeq and is a predicted model, not a curated record. Gene Ontology annotation, molecular function: transmembrane transporter activity. Lineage: Eukaryota; Metazoa; Arthropoda; Insecta; Lepidoptera; Pieridae. Gene Ontology annotation, cellular component: plasma membrane. The transcript has 12 exons. Gene Ontology annotation, biological process: transmembrane transport; monoatomic anion transport.
UUCUGCGUUCGUUGCGAGCGGGUCUGUAUAUUAUCUUUACGGCCGUAUUUUCGAUCAUAAAUAUAUUUUUUUAAGUUUCCUUCAAUAUUAAUUUAAGUUAUUUUUAACUGUCGUUUAAGUGUUUAUUAGUAUUGUGUAAAUUAGUUUGUGUGUGCAAAAUAUAUUAUAGUUAAUCGUUAGUCACUCCAAUGGCGAAAACUGAGAAGUCGUUUACAAGAAAUAUUACAGAUUGUGUAUCAUGUGUCCAAGUGUUGAACAUUAUGGUGCUGCUCGGGUUCAUGUUGAACUACGCACUCCGAGUGAACCUCACCAUCGCUAUCGUCGAGAUGAUCUUCGACGAGAAGGACAACCAAACCAUCGCCAACCUGACCGACUCCAUCAACGUAACACAGCAUCCAGAGCACAUCGAACAGACUCGCUACCACUGGGACACGAAACAGAAGAACCACCUCCUGGGCUGCUUCUUCUGGGGCUACAUCCUCACAGAGGUGCCGGGCGGCCGGCUAGCUGAAGUUAUUGGAGCCAGGCGGGUCUUUGGCUACAGCACACUUCUAGCCAGUAUUCUGACGCUGCUAUCUCCAGCUGCGGCUUCCAUGGGAUUCGUGUGGAUUGUGUCUCUUCGCGUGGCACUAGGUUUCUUCCUCGGAGCGACGUGGCCAGCCAUUUUGCCAAUGGCUUCCAAAUGGAUUCCAGCAAUGGACAGAUCCAAGUUUAUGUCAAAUAUGAUGGCAUCAUCGCUCGGAGCAGCCAUCACGAUGCCGAUAUGCGGGUUCUUGAUCGCGCACUUCGGCUGGGAGUCGGCCUUCUACUUCACUGGUAUUAUUGGUGUGAUGUGGUCGGUGGCUUGGUUCGCCGUCGUGUACGACUCCCCGGCGCAGCACCCUCGCAUAUCUGACGCUGAAAGGAACUACCUCCUCAAGAGCAUUCCACAGGACAACGCUAAGGGACACGUAGCAGUUCCUUGGCGCAAGUUGCUCCUGAGUCCACCCGUGUGGGCCAUCGUGAUCACCCACGGCGCCUCGGUGUUCGGCUACUUCACCGUGGUCAACCAGCUGCCCACCUACAUCGAGAGCAUCCUGCACUACAGCAUCAAACACAACGGUCUGCUGUCGUCGCUGCCCUACCUGGGGAAGUACCUGUGUGCGCUCGCGUCGUCCGUACUGGCGGACUCACUGCGCCGCACAGGCCGGCUCUCCACCACCGCUGCCAGGAAACUCUUCACUGGCUUCGCUGUCGGACUUCCUGGUUUAAUGAUGAUAGCGCAGGCGUUCUUCGGUCACGACCGCGUGUGGUCCAUCGCUAUCUUCACCAUGGCGCUCACCAUCAACGGCGCCGUCACUGCCGGCUACCUCGGCAACGGACUAGACAUCGCACCCAGAUUCAGCGGCACUAUAUUUGGGAUCGCCAACACUCUGUCGUCUCUGGGCGGCUGGCUGUCCACCUUGAUGGUGGGGGAGCUCACCAAGGAACACAAUACUUACGAGCAAUGGCAGAUCGUAUUCUUCAUCCUCGCCGGCACCUACAUCAGUGGCGCCCUCUGCUUCACGCUGCUCGGCUCCGGAGAACUGCAGCCGUGGAGCUCGCCGCACACCGCCAAAGACAACGAGACGGACAAACAGACACCCGAACAUCAGCCGCUCAAGGGGCAGGAAGACGCGUGAAUAUAUGUAACGACUAGGGCAGCACAAGUUAUCAGGUCCUAUUGACUUGUUGAAUCACAAUGUACACACGAACAUAUUAAUUCUAUACACGUGCCAUAUGAAACAUACUGCUAUCAAAUUAUUUUGUCCCUUUCUAGCAAAUGUGAAAUAAGUUCUGACAGAAAGGGACAAAACAAUUUGCGAUGGCUAAAAUGGCUGAAUCAGCUCAUGACAUUAUCAUAAAUAAAAUAAUUAAUGUUUAGAUCUUAAUAAUUAUCAUCUCAACCUUAAUAGCCAUAUUUUUUUAUGUGAUCCCCUAAUUUUAAACGUUCAUAUAAAUAUAUAAGCUAUAUUUCUACUAUGUUCCCAAAACUCGACAAAGAAAGAUUAGAUCGGACUAUGGGAAUUUGCGUUGCGGCUGAGUUGCACCUUUAAUUACUAAUUUUCAAAAAAAAGUGAGAAUUGAUUGGCUUAUUAAUUAAUUGAGCUGCUAUUGAAUGUCAAAAAUAGAAAGUUGGUGAAUAAAAAAAAAAGAUUCCAUCCAACAUCUUAAUACUCUACUCUCGAAAGCAGAUAUAUUUUCAUAUACCCCUGCUUACAAAUUGUGAACCCCCAUUUUUUUAUGCUACGUAGGUACCUACCCUUCUGAUCGGGGGACCACCUUAGAAACUAAUGGCUUUUAUUAUGUUUUAUUGUUAGUAUUAUUAAUUCCUCAUACAUUGUCCUAUAUAACCUCGGCGAGUUUUUUAAGAAGGUAGUAAUUUAGCGAUUCAAGUCAGUAGGAUCGACAGUAGACUAGUAUGUUCACAAGUACUCAGUCAGUGCUAAUAUUUCAGUUGCAAAGUGCAUAAAGUUGUUCUUUAGUUAUUAAGAAACAAGAUGCAAGACCAAUAUUCACACAAUAUUUAAAUUAGUGCAAAUUAAAACAGUAAGAGGCGUUAGGCAUUAGGCGUUACUUUGCGGAAAUCCAUAAUUAUACAAAUAAUUUAAGUUUUCUUUAGUGUUAAUUCCACCAAUAUAUGUUUUUAAAACAAUUCGACACGUAACAGUCUCUGUUUGCUUUAUAGCCAUUGAUCUAGCACGAAGUGAUACAUGCUGCAGCUGUAUAUUAGUAUACAUCUCAAUAAAUGUUGAUGAAUCAAGGCCAGGUGGGACUCCACCUAAAGCAUACUUAGUAAAUAUUGUGAAUCUGGUUUCAAUAUACUGUUUCUGGUAAUGAGUAUAUUGUUUGACAACUUUAGAAAUCAUCGAGUCUCUGAUAUUUUUAUCAGUAACUCGCUUUGUUGAAGUUAUCAUACACACUAUGGCACAUGCUAUAUCAGAUUUAGGCAAAUAUUGUCCUCCUGAUGCAGCACUUUCAUUUAUUAUCUGAAGGCACUCACUUUCCUCUACACCUAAUUCCCUAGACAUGUCAUUAAUCGAAUCUCUUGAGAAAAUAGCCCCACAUAAUGGAGUUUACAAUUUUGACUGAUUCUUAUUAUAACAAAAUGUUAUUGCCUUUGAAAACGUUACCAUUGAUAAUAAAGCAGCUUGACGAAAUGUUAAGAUUAACUUGCCAUCUAUCUGCUUGCUAAAACUCAUGUCUUUAAAUGUUGUUAUUAUGACAACUUUAAUUGUUAAUAUUUUCUUUCCACCUUCAUCCUUUGCAUAAGGAAACCUUACCCUAAUUGCCUUAUCUCCCUUUGUCUUACGCUCAGAUCUGAUAAAAGGGCCAUAUUCAAAUAAUAUUUUUGCAGCAAAUUCUAAAGCUUUAUUUGGCUUUCUAUCCAUUAAUUCAUCAUUGAAAUCUUUACAGUAACCAAGAAAAGUUGCCUUCAGUCCUUCAAAAUCAAACUCUGUAGUUGAGUAAUUGUUAAUAAAAUCUGGUGUUAUACCUAGGACAGUUAAGGUUUUCUUUAUGUCUGUUGUGGUUACGGUAGAUGGUACUGCACCGGAUAACUGGAAUUCUUGCACAUUGCGAUCACUCUGCUCCAAUCCUAAAGUGUUCAAAAUCUGGUCUGAUGUGAUAAUUUCUGCCAUAUUUAUAGUUCAGAACUAUCUUACUAUGUUCUAUAAUAUGGUCGAUAAUCUCAAUAGAUAUAUUAUGUCUAGAUGACAGGUAUUCAGGCAAUAACAACAAAUUUGGAUCAAAUUCGUGGGAAAACACUGUAACUGCUUCAGUUGCUAACAACGAGCCCUCAAUACUAAUAGUGAUGUUAUUUACGUGUUUCGCUUCUACACGAGGCCUCCUCAGGACGUGUUGUCUCGCCAAAAUCUGGCACGAGACUAACAAAUAUUGGCGGUAUUAACACUAAAGAAAACUUAAAUCAUUUGUCGAGCAAAUCUAAUUUAAUCUUAUUCGUUUGUUGUUCUUUUAACGUGGUACGUGUGAAAACGCGUUUAUAGCAAUUAUUAUCGUUUUUUAACAACUAUAUAAUUUAUGCUUGAGCUCAACCCUCAAGGGCUGAACAACAUGAAAAAUUCGGUAAACAUAUUAUAAUAAGUACAUAAACAUUUUUUUAUCGGUUUUGUUCCACCUGCGUAUAAUAUUGCGUUUUUUAUUUAUUUUAAUUCAUAAUAAAGGUUUUGUUAAACAAACCGAUUGAGAAUGGUCUUUCCAAAUUCGCCGCCGACAGUGGACAGUACAGUUAAAGUUGAAAGCUUAUCUCAAUUCCAAUCACAAUGUUUCUCUGUGCUGCUUACCUACUCUUUCUUUAGUCAUCUUGUGCUGUCUGUUUGGGUUAUUAAUCCAAAGAUUUCCCUGGUACAGCGUCUUGUAGCACUUAUUUGUACCUUGCAAUUGACAUAUUAUUUCUGAGGGUAGUUACAAAAUCACAUUUUCUGUCUUGGUUCAUUCAUAUGUUUCAUAUAUUUACGAAACUGAGAUAAUAUUUAAUAAUUUAUUAUUUAACUGAUAUUGAAUUGUACAAUUUUCGAAAAAUGUAAAUGUAUACUGUAUACCAUAAUAUUAAUUACAAGGUUUAUCAUUGUACACAUGUUUCAGAACACUUUGGUGAAUAUUGAGACUGAAUUAGGAAACCAAUAUUUUGAUAUAGAUACUGUUUAGCUCCACGUGUACUGAGACGCUUAUUGUGUUAAAAUAACAUCCAAAUAUCGACACGAAGACAUAGUUCAGAAAUUGUGUAUAUCAAGGAUAGAUUGUCUAGGGAUAUGCAUUUUAUAUUUGGACGUUAUUCCUGAAAAAGGUUCCAAACCACAAUAAUGUCGAAAUUGAGUUAAGAACAUAAAACUGGUCACUUGAUUCAUAUUAACAGACUGACAAAAAAUUGCAGCCCUACUUCUUUAAAUGACAUCAUGACUUAGCAGCCUAACCCACAUUUAUAGAAUACACUAAUAUUUAUUAAACUUUAAACAUAAAUUCCUUAAAAUGUGAUGUUUGUGGCUUGGUCGUUUUUCAGGAACUACGUCCAUUAAAACCAGCAAAAAUAACCCCGAAAAUAUAGUUUUAAAUAAUAAAAUGGAACGUCUGAUCAUAUUUAGAUAGAAUACAACAAUAACGGGGUGAUAAGGGAAAUAUGCAAGGACAAGAUUCCUUAGAAGGCUGUACAUAAGUGUAUGUGAUUUAUUUAUUAACGUCGACCCGACCGUGCAAUGGACCACGAUAUCGAGACGGUUGGAAACCCGACUCAUGCUAGAUAGAAUAAGUGGUGAGGAUUCUCGACGAGCCAUGCUGUAAUCUUCAAAUGUAUCAUUAAGUCUAAAGAUUUAUUUUGCCUCUUCUAUAUGAUCAGUGCCUUUUUUGUGACGACCCAUAUAGCCCAGUGGUUAGUGUUCCUGCCUCCUGGGCAUAUGUGGCACAUAUAGGUUCGGUUUUGAAUCCCGGUAGGUGCAAUCAUUUAUAUGAUUAGUUUGGAUGUUUGCAUCCGAGUCAGGGAUGUAAAUAGGAAUAAUAGUACAAGCUAAGUUUGGGGCAAGAUAAUUUUAGCACUUUUAGCUUGGUUGACCAUAUUGGAGAUACAAAAAAAACACAUUUUUCGUUGAAAGGAUAUGGGGCUGAUCGCUACCAAAAAUCCCCGUCAUCAAGAUUGUUACAGCCGGUUUAUAUCUCGAAACAUAAAUCGAGACUGUUAAAUAUUGUUGCAUUGAAGAUUAUUUGCAGGAACAGUUGAGACUCCUUAUUAUUAUCGCUUACUUAGUUAAUUAUUAUAAGUAUUAAGUACCUAUCAAUUAUUUAUUGUUCUAUCUCAAAUAUAUUUAGGAAAAUUCAUAGCGUUUUGUGUUUCAUCAGUGGGGUAAGGCGCGGAUAACAUGUAGUGCAACGCACAUAAUUAAUCAAAUAUUUAUUGCAGAUUGCUCUUUAUCUUAUUGCUUACAAUAUUAUAAAAUUUAGCGUUAAUUCCGAUAAGUUUCAUACUUUGAGACGUGUUUUUUUUUUGCCUGCACACAAGGCAUCUUCAGGAGCUAUCGAUUAGCCCGAGACGAGAGUCCAGUCGUAAAAUAACGCAUUCUAAUAUUUUAAUUAUUAUAAAUAAACUAUAUUUUUUUUUGUUUUAUAAUAAUGAAAAUAUAAGAAUUUAUUUUAUUUGAUUAAACAUAGAAAAAGAGCACUGUUACAAUAUUAUUCAAAACUUAGUCAUUUAGAAUCAUUAUUUUCUUUAUAUUAUUAUUAAUAAACAUUCAUUAAUAACUAUAAUAACCUACAUUCAUUAAUAAACAUAUUUAGUGCGUUCACAUUAGUUGCUAGAAAUAAUCAUAAUUAUUCAAGUAUUAUUUUUCAGUGUUGGUUGUAUUUGAAUUAAGUUUCGCACUUAUACAGAUCCGCGCCUGAAGUUGUAGACAGAUUGGAACUGACAAUAAACAAGCCUCAAUUCGUAUUGUAACACAUAGAUUUAAGAAUAACUCAACUUAGAUCAUUGUGUACACCAUACGCUGUAAUGAAGAAUAUUUUUCCUUAUGAAUGAAUAAAAACUCCUUACCCCCACAAACUCCAUAGUCGUUGUCAACAAGGAAUAGAAUAUGCAUUGUUGUAUUGUGCAUUUCAAGAUCUGUGAUAUAGAGGCUUGUCUAUGGCAUAUCGUUUUGUAUCUGUGGUGGAACAUUUGAAUUUCGAAUUAUUUGGUGGCUAUUUGUAGUUCCUAAAUUACGAUCAGUAUUUUUUUUCUCAAUAUGUCAAAACCACAGAUAAUAAACAAGUUAUGAAGAAUCUGUGAAGACACAAACCAAUAGUAAUGGGUAGCUGAUUCCUGAAUGUAUAAUAGAUUUAGUUGCAAUACCAUUUGUCGAGCAAACAUAAUAAUAAUAACGUGUAUGUAUGAAUGAAUGUGUAGCAAUAUUUGGAAUUAAAAUGAUAUUUGUUUGUAUAGAUAGAGCGUCUUUGAGUUUAAUGUAAAACUUAAAUAUUUUUUUCGAGAACACACCGAAAUUUAAUCGGCAUUUAUUUAUCAUAUUAUUUUUUUUAAAUAUUGUUUAAGUUUAUUAUGUGACAGCCAACUUAAUUAAAUUAAUUCUGCUGUCAUUACAGUAAAUUGGAAAUAAUAGAAUCUACAUAUUUAUUGCAACCCUAUGUUUCUUCCCAAUUGAAGAUGCAAGGUUACUAGGAAUACUUAUAAAUAUUUUGUAAAAAGGGAGAAAAAUACACUCAUUUACUUUUAAUACUAAUCUUCAUUCAACACUCAUUAUUUGUUCCAUCUAUAAAAUAAUAUAUUCUUGUUCGCGUGUUUUAAUUCACAGACAAUUAUACUAAUUCCACAGUAGGCUCUGUCUAUACAUGCUUUAAGUCAAAGACAAAUAUUAAUUAUAAAAUUACUGAAUGUUUAGCAUUGAAUGCUACGGUGUGUGAGAGUUACUGUAUCAAAUAAGAUAUAAUGGCAGAAAUAAGACAAUGUGUUGAUUAUAAUAUAUUAUAGUAGGUAUGUAACAAUUGUAAUUUGUAAAUCGUUUUUCUUUUCAAUAAAGUUUUCACAAAAUUA